Ustilaginoidea virens is the source of this 1041-nucleotide messenger RNA. RefSeq lists its product as uncharacterized. NCBI's taxonomy places the organism in Eukaryota, Fungi, Ascomycota, Sordariomycetes, Hypocreales, Clavicipitaceae. Gene Ontology annotation, cellular component: U2-type spliceosomal complex. The record is from RefSeq and is a predicted model, not a curated record. Bases 1 to 1041 code for a protein of 346 amino acids. Gene Ontology annotation, biological process: snoRNA splicing. The transcript has 2 exons. Gene Ontology annotation, molecular function: metal ion binding.
AUGGAUAGAAACGAGACUGUGUCAGAAUCGAAAGUCGCAGCGCCGGUUGCUUUGUUUAAGAAACGAGGUUGCAAAGGAAAAACAAACUUGAGGAAACGACCGGCCACGCCGCCACCUGCGCACAGCGACAGCGACAGCGGCAGCGUCGACUAUUCGUCGUCUGAGAAUAAUUCUGGCAGGCGUGUGAAGCGUCGAAAGAAAGCCGCCGCAGUGGUCGCGGCCUCUUCCAAAGACGCAUCAUUCGGAAACAAAGAUCUGGAGGCGACGGUUUUCACCGCCAACCGAAAUGUGCCCAUUUCCAGCUCAAACGACGCCACCAGACAGAGCAACUGGCACGAUGAGGACGCAGCAGAAGAUGCUCGCUCCGGCAAAGUUCCGUCUUCAUCAUCGCGCUCAGCGCCGACUCAACCGCAAACCGAAGGCACCUACAAAGGCUUGGCCAACCAAACGUCCUUUAUCCGAAAGAACCCCGAUGCGCCGCAGCGCAAAGUCGGUCCGAUCAAAGCGCCUACCAGUAUUCGAACCAUCACCGUGACCGAUUUUGCCCCUGACGUAUGCAAGGACUAUAAGAAGACGGGUUUCUGUGGUUUCGGCGACAAUUGCAAAUACCUGCAUAGCCGCGAAGAUUACAAGCAUGGAUGGCAGCUCGACAGAGAAUGGGACAAUGUGACAAAGGGCAAAACCAACCUGGGUGGCACAGUCGUUGCCAGUGCAAAUCGCAAGAAUCUUGACGGCGACGACGAGGAUGACGAGGAUGACGCGAUGCUUCAAAACAUACCAUUCCUGUGCAUCAUAUGCGAGGACUCGUACAAGUCGCCAAUAAUUACCCGAUGCGGUCAUUACUUUUGUGAGGCGUGUGCGUUGAAACGGUAUCGAAAGCAGCCCACGUGUGCGGCGUGCGGAGCAGGAACCAACGGCGUGUUCAACUCGGCGAAGCGACUGAACAAGCUGUUGGAGAAGAAGCGUGAGCGAGAGGAGCAAAGGAGGCGCGCAGCUUCUGAGGCGGGCGAAGGCGCAAGCCAUACAGAUGGCGGCGAGUAG